AUGAGUGCUUAUAUUACAAAAUUAAUUUUACGAUUAUUUGCUAGUGGAGUGUUACCCGCAAUACAUGAUAUAGUUCAUCCCCCCGCACCAUCAAAUAACACAGAUAUUGGUUUAACAGUGCCAGAAUUAAUAACAAAAUACGGAUAUCCGGUAGAAACACAUUCUGUAGUAACUGAAGAUGGAUAUAUUUUGGGCGUACAUCGAAUACCAAAUGGAAAAAUCGAAAAUAAUAAUUAUACCGCAGAAAAGGAUAAUAACAUUAAUAAACCCGUAGUAUUUUUAAUGAUUGGAUUAUUAUGUAGCUCAGCUGAUUGGAUAAUUGCCGGGCCAGGAAAAGCAUUAGGAUAUUUAUUAGCAGAUACAGGAUACGAUGUUUGGAUGGGAAAUGCACGAGGUACAACACAUUCUAAGAAACAUAUUAAGUAUAAUCCAGAAACAGAUGCAGAAUUUUGGAAAUAUAGUUGGCACGAAAUGGGUAUAUACGAUUUACCAGCAAUGAUUGACUACACUUUAAAUUAUACAAACUCCAAGGAAAUUUAUUAUAUUGGACAUUCUCAAGGAACUACCUCGUUUUUUGUAAUGUGUUCUGAACGACCCGAAUAUAAUGAGAAAAUAAAAUUAAUGAUUGCGUUGGCACCUGUUGCAUUUAUGUCAAAUGUAAAAAAUCCAUUUUUACAAGUUAUGUCCAAAUAUAAUCCAGAAUUACGGAUUAUGGCUAAAAUGUUUGGAAUCAAUGAGUUUUUGCCAGAUACAAAAUUUACAACUUUUAUUGGACGUGUUAUUUGUAAUGAAAAAUCGAUGACAAGUGGAAUAUGUACGAAUGUAUUAUUUUUGAUUGCUGGAUUCGACUAUAAACAAUUAAAUCAGACAAUAUUACCAGCAAUUUUAUCAAAUGUACCAGCGGGGGCAUCCGUUCGACAACUGUUUCAUUACGCUCAAGGCGUUAAAUCAGGGAAAUUCCAACAGUAUGAUUUUAAUUUCAUAAAAAACUAUAAAAAAUAUAAACAAUUUUCACCACCCGAAUAUAAUUUAUCAAGAAUCACAGCUCCGAUAUCACUAAUAUAUUCAGAAAAUGAUUUACUAACUGCUCCAAAGGAUGUAAAAAUUUUGAGUACCAAGUUACAAAAUUUAGUUGAACUAAACCGGGUAAAUCAAACAUCUUUUAAUCAUUUAGAUUUUUUAUGGGCCAUAAACGUAGUUGGAUUAGUUUAUAAUCAUGUGUUCGAUUUAUUGCAAAAUUAUUAA
Chrysoperla carnea is the source of this 1245-nucleotide messenger RNA. Its product is annotated as lipase 3-like. The transcript is spliced from 7 exons. The record is from RefSeq and is a predicted model, not a curated record. Lineage: Eukaryota; Metazoa; Arthropoda; Insecta; Neuroptera; Chrysopidae. The coding region runs from base 1 to 1245 and encodes 414 amino acids. Gene Ontology annotation, biological process: lipid metabolic process. Gene Ontology annotation, molecular function: hydrolase activity, acting on ester bonds.